This is a messenger RNA of Fraxinus pennsylvanica, 1176 nucleotides long. The record is from the annotation of a GenBank genome assembly. Lineage: Eukaryota; Viridiplantae; Streptophyta; Magnoliopsida; Lamiales; Oleaceae.
AUGGCUUCCAAUCCCAGGAAAAAACGAAAUCCGAAUCGAAACUCUCCUCAAACCCCUAAAUAUUCCUCUACAUCUAGCAAUUUGUUCCCGCUGGAACCGUCCUUUAAGUUGUUUCCAUCUUCCAAGGCCGAUUUCGUUCGGCUACUCGGGGUUUUUGCCGUCGCCGCUUCCGUGGCGGUGGUUUGCAAAUUCAUUGCAGCCUCUCUCAAUCACCCUGUCAAACCCUUCUGUGAUAGCAAUUCUGAAUUGGAUGAUUUCCUGUCCGACUACUGUGAACCUUGCCCAACUAAUGGAGAAUGUCAUGAUGGCAAGUUGGAAUGUGCUCGUGGAUAUAGAAAGCAUGGGAAGUUUUGUGUUGAGGAUGGAGAUAUUAAUGAAGCAGCUAAGAAACUAUCAAAAUUUGCAGAAGUUUGUGCAUGUGAAAAGUAUGCUCAAUCGUUGUGUGGUGGAACUGGAAUUUAUUGGGUCCAGGAGGAUGAACUGUGGAAUACUUUAGAUGAGUAUAAGUUGAUGAAUAGUUAUGGCCUGGAUGAGGCGAUGUACAGGCAUGCGAAGCAAAGAGCACUGACAACCAUACACAAUUUAUUGGAGACAAGAUCAAAUAAUCAUGGGAUUGAAGAGUUCAAGUGCCCAGAGUUUCUUGUGAACCAUUAUACACCACUUUCCUGUCGUCUCCUAAAGUGGAUUAUCAAGAAUGUUUUCAUUUUGGUGCCAGCUUGUGCAUUGCUUUUGGGAUGCAUAUCAGUUGUGUUAAAGGUCCGCAAAAAGCAUCGGUUAUCAGUUAGAGCUGAACAGCUUUACCUUGAGGUUUGCAAUGUUCUUGAAGGGAGCAUAAGUAGUGGGAAUGAACCGUGGGUGGUAGCCUCGUGGUUGCGAGAUCAUCUGCUCUCACCUAAGGAAAGAAAAGACACACUGCUCUGGAAAAAGGUUGAGGAAUUAGUUCAAGAAGAUUCUCGCGUGGAUCAGUACCCGAAGAUAGUGAAGGGUGAAUCCAAGGUUGUAUGGGAAUGGCAAGUUGAAGGUUCUUUAAGCUCUUCAGCCAAGAGAAAGAAAAGUGAAGAACGUGAACUGAAGUUGAAGGAACACAUGAAUUUAUCAUCUCACGCACAAAGCUGGGCAGCUAAAGCUGUAGGUGCUAUUAGAGGUAAAACUACCCCGACACCUUCAUACACGUGA